Crotalus tigris (Tiger rattlesnake) is the source of this 1201-nucleotide messenger RNA. Its product is annotated as vomeronasal type-2 receptor 1-like. Gene Ontology annotation, biological process: G protein-coupled receptor signaling pathway. The transcript is spliced from 6 exons. Bases 548 to 1087 code for a protein of 179 amino acids. The record is from RefSeq and is a predicted model, not a curated record. Lineage: Eukaryota; Metazoa; Chordata; Lepidosauria; Squamata; Viperidae. Gene Ontology annotation, molecular function: G protein-coupled receptor activity. Gene Ontology annotation, cellular component: membrane.
UUCUCGAUUUAACCAGCAGGUGUCACUCUAAUAUUGUCUCUGGUAUUAAUAUUGUCUCUGGUAUUAAAUUUGUCUAUUCAUUCCAAAAUGUCUACCUCCGUUUUUUUUCUUCCAAGCGAUCUCCCUUGUGCCUUAGAGUAGCUAGCCUUCCAGGGCUAAAUUUCAGUCUCUGGAGUAGGGGAAGAAGGAGGACGCCCCUUUUCUCUUCUCCACAAAUCCAGCCAACGUAGCAGGUGAAGUUUGCUUUGUCUCUGUCUGAAUCAGGAAAGCCACUGGCACUUAUGAGAGGGCUCCUAAUUCUUCAACUCUUCUUCCUUGUUUAGAAACGGGACAUGGAUUGAUUCAUCCCCAUGAAUUAUGGACCUCCUGCCUCUGCUUCUAAUGCUACUGUUGUCUCUGCCAGUCUCUAGCAAUCAUCGAAUGAAAUGUCCCCUGACUUUGGAGUACCAGGAUGAAAAAAAACCAUGCAGCUAUUAUAGACCAGGGGACCAUCUUACUAGUAUUAUCACCACUGCAACAAAAAUAUCAAAUAUAAUGUUCCCUUUCAAUGAAGCUCCUUCUAGUCAGUCUCACUCAUGCCUUGCUGGACAUGCUCUCGACUGGAGAAGCCAAUGUUCCCAACUACAGCUGUGGAAAGAAAGACAAUCUUUUGGCUUUUUUUGAUGGAGAUGACAGAGACAACUCCAUCCAGAUGUCAACAUUACUAGCCCCAUACAAAAUUCCACAGUUCCAUCCAUUUCUGAAGAAGAAUGUGUUUCACAAUCUUUCCCACAUGAAACUGUACUUGGACCAAAAUGGGGAUAUAACAGCAGAUCUGAACAUCAUAAGCUUGAUAGUUCUCUCCAGGGAGGAUCCCAUUAGAGAGCAAAUGGGGAGUUUUGAAAGACAGAGAAUUACUAUCAAUCAAGAUGCUCUUUCACGGCUAAAGUUGCUCAACAAGUCUCUGCCUCAGUCCAAAUGUGUGGAAAAUUGUCGCCCCGGAUUUUUCAAGCGGGCUCGGAAAGGAGAGCCAGUUUGCUGCUAUGAUUGUGUUCCUUGUCAAGAAGGGACCAUCUCCACUCAGGAAGGUGCCCAAUUUCUUCCAUAAUGGGAGGAAUAAGAAAAAGAUCUUGAAGGAAGAAGUAGGAAGAGAUAGAAGAACACGCUGGAUUGUGCAAGAUUACUUGAAUCACAGGAAAAUUCUCUUUUCUUGCCAGUUUGG